AGAUUACGAAUCUGGAGGUGUAGGGGAGCACAGGCGGGAAGCCAGGUGAGAUGACGACGACCACAAGUCGAGGACACGUCGCGAGUUAGCGGGCUUCCCGCCAUCUACUCUCGGCGCCGCCAGAAUGACAGCUACGUGAAUUUGAAUUCAACAAUUAGCGUCUCUCGAAGUUAGAGUGGCACGUUCGAAUCAAUUGACAAGACGAGGCGUGUUUGUUUUUUUCGCGAGCCAAGGCGAAAUAUUUGUGACAUGUGAUAAUGCUGAUAAAGAGAAAUUGAUAUAAUCUCAUAUUUCCUUGCGAUCGACGAUAUAUCGAAGCAGAGGUGAAGAAGAGUAUGAUGCUAUUAGACGAAAAUUAAUUUAAUUGCUUGCCUUUUCUUUGAGAAGAAGGAUAUUUCUUUUAACGGAAAACAUGUGAAUUGGUGUAAUUUGUGCUUUAUGGAGAUUUAUAAUAUACUGAAGAGAAGAAAAGAGAGGAAAAGCGUGUGAAUGUUACGAAAAGAGAAUUGAUAUAAAAUCUGUGCCUCGCGCCUGAACCUAAUGAAGCGAAGGGCAUCGAAGUCGGCGAGACGUGAAGGGGAUACGUAAUAGAGGGGAAUCGGUGUUACUCGUGGCAUUGCGCCGGGGAUUAGUGUACGAGAGACUGGUAUGUCGAUUGUAAGCAGCAUAGGCUUAAGUUGAACGUGAAGGCCGUGAUUGUGCGACUGUGACGAGUGACGCUGACGCAUGUAUGGAUUGUACGAUAUCGUAAAACGAUAGAUUCAAAAGUGACUACUAGUUUUCAAAAUAAAUAGGGUAAAUGUAUUCACAUCAAAUAUAUCAUCGUUCGAUCAUUUGACAAACAGUGAAUAAAAUAUCCAAGACAGGGUGACAAUUUUGUUCAAUUUGUGCGAUAAAUUCAACUCUGAGAUAAUGUGAUUUUAUAUAAUCUUUCCUAAUGACAUUUUUCUAAGAUGAUUGGUGAAAGACUCAUAAUUAAUUCAAUUUUUUGUAGAAUACGGAUGGUGUAAUCCCGUAACUUCUCAAAAGCGAAUAGUGUCAAUUUUUUUCAUCUCCAGUUAAUUAUCGGAUAAAGUUACUUGGGAGAUAAUUGUUUCUCUGCCUUUUCCUGGAUUACGGGACUGUCUGUACUGCGGAUAGAAAGCUAAUGUUUGCUAACUGACGCCAAGAGAAACUGGACAUAACUGAGUCAUAACGGAUCUCGCUAGACUAGGAUUACGGAAGAUUGAAAGAAUCCUUCGUGAGAGAAUUCUCUGUUGCGUCGCAAACACGCAACAGUUAGGCGCUAUUGGCAGGUGCACUUGGAACAAGAAGCGCGCGAAAGAAGACGAGAAGAAGGCAAAGAGAAGGCCAAAGAGACGAAGAAGAAGAAGAGCCCAGAAAAUCGGCCGUCGAGAGUAGCGAGUAGCGCGCGUGUAGGGCCACCUACGGCGAUAAGGCGAGGCCCGGAAGACGUGGAGGGAACAACGUAUGUAUCGCGCGGGGCCGGUCGCGCGGACCGGACCCGCCGUCGCUCGUGAGAGACCGCGCGCUGACCCAGAUUUUGGCGGGUCGAACCGGCGCGAAGAGACUGCGACGGACUUUCUGAAAUGGGACACGGCGCAGCCUGGAGCUAAAUUAGCCGCGAUGUCCAAUAAGAGUAAGUCCCAGCCGCAGCAGCAGCAACAGCCGCAACACCAGCAGCAGCAGCAUCAUCCUUCGCACGUGAUCAAGCCAGUGGACCAACUGCCGCCGCGCUAUCAACCCCCGCCGCAGCCCACCAGCGGCAUCCUGAAGAAUCAUCUUCACUUCGCCAACGGAAUUACGUCGGCGCCGAAUUCGGCCCAGGCCGGCAACAGUCAAGGUCCGGGCGCGGCCUUGAACCAUCAUCAGAGCACGCAACCGCGCACGUUGCCGCCGCCAUCGUCGACCUUGCAGCAUCAUCCACACCAGCAACAGCAGCAUCAACCACAACAAUUGACGCAAUCACAACAGCAAGUACAGCAGCAGGCGCCGAAAGAUGCGCAGAGCAAGUACUCGCCGAGGAUAGAGCAUCAUCAUCAUCAUUCGCAACCGAGUAAUGCACUAAUUGCUGCUGCAUCGGUGGCAACGUCUAAAAACCAGCAGCAACAGCAGCCUCCAACCUAUUUCCAACAAAAUAAGCUUGGUCAAGGCUCGUAUUUGCCACCUAGUAGUCAAUACCCCGCGGUGAACAGUGGCCAGAGUGCGCCGAUUAGGCAGAGAAUCAGCGACGACGAAUUUCUGCGACUCGGUCCCGUGGAGAUGCUCAAGUUCGUACGAAAGACCGAGAGUGACAUCGCUAGGCUUGCUGCCGAGCAGAAUCGCCAGAUACAGAGUUUGUUGAACGAGCUGCGGGCGCUCAAGGAGGCCAACCAAAGACUGAACGACGAUAAUCAGGAGCUGCGAGAUCUGUGUUGCUUUUUAGACGACGAUCGGCAAAAGGGUCGUAAGCUAGCGAGAGAGUGGCAGAGGUUCGGCCGAUACACAGUGAGCGUUAUGCGACAAGAAGUCUCGGCCUACCAGAACAAGUUGCGUCAGCUGGAUAACAAACAGCAAGAGUUGAUUAAGGAUAAUCUGGAGCUCAAAGAGUUGUGCCUAUAUCUCGAUGAAGAACGCGGUGGCGGUCAAAGGGAUGAUGGCGAUGGAUCGAGUUCGAGCACAAACGCCGAAGAGACCGCGCUGCCGAGGCCAAGGCAUACUUCCACAUUUAACGACCAAACGAUGCAAUACGUAAAGAAUUUAGAGCAACGGGUGAAGCAGUUGGAGGAAGAUAAGAGUGUUCUCCAAGCCCGUGCGCAAGGUUGGGAAGUACCACCCGGUGAAGUUUGGGACAGUUCUGCGAGCCCGAACGACAAUACUCACGGCUUAGGAAGCCGACCGGAAGCCGUAGUGCGCGCUCUUCAGGUUCUUGAAGUCAGAGAACAACUGGAAAGAGAAGAAGGUCAUGAUGGAGAGAAAGCGCUAGUUAGAGAAAUGUGCAAUGUUGUCUGGCGGAAAUUGGAGGAGGGUCCGCAAGCAAGGCAUUAACAAUCCUACCGACAAGACGAUUAUCUGUUAACUUUCGAAUAUUACUAAUACAAAGCGAUAAGAUCUAACACACGUCUGAGACGUAACAUUAGUAUUAUAGUUAGUAAAGGAUAUUUUACAAAUAUUUUAUGUGUAGAUUUUUGUAUGUGUGUAUACAAUUAUCUCAGUAUGAGAAUACGAUAGUAUCUAUUAUAUUUAUACCAACGUAGCGUGUCGUUAGCUUGUUCAGAUUGACUGUUAACAAAAUAUUUUUAUUA
Formica exsecta is the source of this 3284-nucleotide messenger RNA. It is a transcript of the gene Ccdc85, whose product is annotated as coiled-coil domain-containing protein 85C. The transcript has 4 exons. The coding region runs from base 1471 to 3027 and encodes 518 amino acids. The record is from RefSeq and is a predicted model, not a curated record. Lineage: Eukaryota; Metazoa; Arthropoda; Insecta; Hymenoptera; Formicidae.